Radiomyces spectabilis is the source of this 2079-nucleotide messenger RNA. RefSeq lists its product as uncharacterized. NCBI's taxonomy places the organism in Eukaryota, Fungi, Mucoromycota, Mucoromycetes, Mucorales, Radiomycetaceae. The transcript has 9 exons. Gene Ontology annotation, molecular function: mRNA binding; zinc ion binding. The record is from RefSeq and is a predicted model, not a curated record. The coding region runs from base 54 to 1667 and encodes 537 amino acids. Gene Ontology annotation, biological process: regulation of mRNA splicing, via spliceosome. Gene Ontology annotation, cellular component: nucleus.
GGAAACAUCAGCUUUCGAUUCCUCUUGUUUUUUUCCUACAAGAAUCUGAGCUCAUGUGGAAACCUACAGGCACCAAUGUCGUUCCGCUGGGGACAAAGAGACGUAUGGGCGAAGGCUCUCCGGAUCGCGAGCACACAUCAUCACAGGAACGAUAUUACGACACUGUGUCAUCCCCCCAAAGCGCUUCUGCUAGCUCGACAGGAACGCCUGGCUCGGAGGGAGCUCCCAGAAGAAAGCGAAGAUCUCGUUGGGGUGGUGAAGAUCAAAAGGUGAACAUCCCUGGUUUGCCUACUUCUUUACCGAAACUCAACAAGGAACAAAUGGAGAACUAUGUUUUGCACAUUCGUCUGGAAGAGAUCAAUCGUAAACUUCGCAUGGGUGAUUAUAUGCCACCGGAACGUGAGAGAUCUCCUUCGCCCGAGCCAAUUUAUGACGCUCAGGGAAAACGUGUCAAUACUCGAGAAGCAAGAUACCGAAAGAAACUCGAAGACGAACGUCACAGAUUGGUGGAUACGGCCAUGAAAACGAUCCCUAAUUUUAAGCCUCCGGCUGACUACAAACGCCCUAGCAGACUUCAAGAGAAAGUGUAUAUUCCGGCCAAGGAGUUCCCCGAGAUCAACUUUAUCGGUUUGUUGAUUGGUCCUCGUGGUAAUACAUUGAAGGGAAUGGAAGCCGACUCGGGCGCCAAGAUCAGUAUUCGUGGACGUGGUUCAGUCAAAGAAGGCAAAGCACGAACUGAUGCCGCCAACAACUCGGCUCAAGAGGAAGAUCUGCAUUGUCUCGUCAUGGCCGAUUCAGAAGAUAAAGUCAAAAAGGCCGUCAAACUCAUUGAGAAAAUCAUUGAAACUUCGGCUUCGGUUCCGGAAGGUCAAAACGAAUUGAAGCGAAAUCAACUUCGUGAACUGGCAGCAUUGAAUGGUACACUCCGCGAUGAUGAAAACCAAACUUGUAUCAAUUGCGGUGCGGUGGGCCAUCGUCGAUACGAAUGUCCUGAACAGCAGAAUUUCACGACGUCGCUCACUUGUCGACUUUGUGGUGGUCACGGUCACAUUGCACGCGAUUGUGUCCAGCGCAAUAACCCGGAAUUCAUGAACCAGGCUAGAGAACGCGAUCAACAAUUGGAUAGCGAAUACAUGAAUUUGAUGGCUGAAUUGGGUGAAAAGACCACAGAGGAAGGUCAUGGUUACAGCGAUCACCGACGACCGCACGGUGAACGAGGUGGCCCUGCACCUUGGCAGCGAGGACCCACAGGCGGACCUCCACCGUGGCAGCAACAACAAAGAAGCCAUGGCGGCCCACCACCGUGGGCAUCGUCGGGUGGCAAUGCGCAAGAAAGUACUGGUGGUGCAGCACCUUGGGCGAAAGGAAACAACUACGGUGCGUAUGGUCCUCCUCCUCACAGUGGCGGUUAUUACCGUCCUCCUUACGAUCAAGCCGCAGCCGAUCCAUACGCUGCUUACGGCGGAUACACAGGAUAUGAUGUGGCCGGACAACCCCCACCACCGCCUCCACCAGGAGCGGCGCCAUGGGCUCAACAACAACCGCCACCACCACCACCUCCUGGUGGCGCUUGGAGUGCUUCACCUCCUCCACCACCACCAUCGGAACCGGUACCACCCCCGCCGCCGUCGAAUCCAGCUCCUCCACCACCUCCACCUCCUGCAUAGGACGUGUCCCUCUAGUCACAAAUUUUUUAAAGGAACUAUUUGUUACACGGAAUCAAAGAAUUUUUCGUUUUUUUUUAUACAUACAUACAAAGACAGUCGCUUUCAAUCCUUUGGCAAGGAUAUAUUACCUACAGUUACAAUUGCAUUAAUUGUAGGUGAGUAUGAGCGAGAGCAUGAGCGUGUUGUAAGUUUUGAUGAUUGCAAUUCAGCUUUUCGGGCACUAGUCCAUUUCUACUGGAUUCGUUGAUAUGACGCGCAAUUGCUCGAUGGCCUUCUCUCGAUUCUGUGUGCAUCAUCGAGCGGUUAUUAGAUCCAGUUAUCUUCAUGUAACUGCUCCAAAAUGAGACCGGAAGCUGCGAAUGAUUUUUUUUGUUUUUAAUAUUACGAAAGAAUCGAAAAAAAAGAACAAACA